AUGGCGGUUGUGGACGACAACAUCAUCAAUGUGCCGACAAGCACUGAGAAGUCGAGCCACACCAGCAUUGCCAACGAGGAAGUGGCCGCUGCCGAUCGUAGUUCCACGCCCAAGGACUCUGACGAUGGUAGCGAGUUUUAUGAAGACCCCAAGGCUGCCCGGCGACUCCUUAUCAAAUGCGACAUCCGCCUGAUCCCCAUCUUGGGAUGCUUAUAUCUCGUGUCUUUCUUGGACCGCUCAAACAUUGCCAAUGCGCGGCUUUUCGGGCUGGAGAAGUCGCUUCAUAUGCCCUCGACGGGGUUUAACACUUGCCUGUGGAUUUUCUACCUUCCUUUCGUGAUCGUAGAGAUCCCAAGUAUUGUUUCAAUGUGCCAGGGACUUACGAGGAGCUAUGGUGGGCUUCUUGCUUGUAGAUUUAUCAUGGGCAUCAUGGAGGCUGGUCUGCCGCCAGGGGCCGCUCUUCUUAUUGGGCAAUACUAUAGACGCAGUGAGUUUUAUAUCCGCUUCUCAUACUUCAUCUGCUUUGCUCUGCUCGGUAGCGCUUUCAGCGGCCUCCUCGCCUACGCCAUCGAACACAUGAAUGGGAUGCAUGGAUAUGAGGCCUGGCGAUGGAUUUUCAUCCUCGAGGGCCUCUUCACCUUUGCCUUUGGACUCGCAGCAUGGUUCAUCAUCCCCGCCUUCCCGCAAGAGGCGGCCUUCCUCAGCGACGAUGAGCGAGCCAUGCUUCUCGCCCGCCUGCGCCACGAUCGUGGGAGGGAGAGGGUUGACUUCAAGGGAAUCAAUUGGAUCAAGCUACUUACUGACUGGAAGAUCUGGUCGUUCACCCUUAUUUAUUUCUGUGCCGACAUGGGCGCUGCAUCCAUCUCAUCCUUCACCCCAACCAUCCUUGCCCAGCUCGGUUGGAGCGCCUCACGAGCCCAAGUAAUGAGCAUUCCCAUCUGGAUGGUCGGCAUCGUCGUCACUCUGUCUACUUCCUACGCGUCUGGGAAGCUCUCCCUCCGCUGGCCGUUUGUGCUCACUGGCGCCAUCUUCUCUCUCAUCGGCUGGUGUAUACAGUACACCCAGGUCCAGCCACCAGCGGUGCGCUACUUUGCUUUGUACAUUAUUGCUUUUGGUUCAUUCAUGCAGUUCCCCAUCCUCAUCGGCUGGCUCAACAGUAACCUACGUGGUCGCCCCCAGCAGGCCGUCGCGAGUGCCGUUCAGCUAGGGAUGGGUAAUUGUGCCAACUUUGUGGCGAGCAAUGUAUUCAUCACGAAACAGGCGCCCAAAUACCCUACUGGCUUUGCCACGGGUGUUGGAUUCGCCACGCUCGCGACUGUGAGUAUACUUUUGGUGACGGGGGCCUUGGCAUGGCAUAAUAGACGGUUUGACCGGAAGCAUCGGGAUGGGGGUGAGAAUGUGGAGGACCAAGAGCACUUUAGAUACAUCUUAUAG
This is a messenger RNA of Trichoderma aggressivum f. europaeum, 1434 nucleotides long. RefSeq lists its product as uncharacterized. Gene Ontology annotation, cellular component: membrane. Lineage: Eukaryota; Fungi; Ascomycota; Sordariomycetes; Hypocreales; Hypocreaceae. Bases 1 to 1434 code for a protein of 477 amino acids. The transcript has 4 exons. Gene Ontology annotation, biological process: transmembrane transport. Gene Ontology annotation, molecular function: transmembrane transporter activity. The record is from RefSeq and is a predicted model, not a curated record.